This is a messenger RNA of Paramecium pentaurelia, 1091 nucleotides long. NCBI's taxonomy places the organism in Eukaryota, Ciliophora, Oligohymenophorea, Peniculida, Parameciidae. The record is from the annotation of a GenBank genome assembly.
AUGUCCAACCGAAAUACAAAAUCUAAGAGCCCUAACAUUAAAAAACCAUAAAAUUUUGACAAAGAUUUAAUGAAAUAUCUUAUUUUAUAAAAGAUAACAAAACCUUCUUAAACAGUUGAAAUGAUCACCAAAACUUAACCGGAUGAAGAUUUAGAGGUUGAUGAUUUUAAAUAAGAAAUAGAAAUUAAGUAUUCUAUAAUAUCUAAAUAUAUUUUAUAGAUUUAAGAAAUGUAAAAUCAAUCACUCUUUCAAAUUUCCUAAAGAAAAUUAUGAAUCUUCAUCUGAUAAUUCUCUUUCUUCUCUUAAAGAUGUUACUCUCUAUUAAUUAAAUUCAGACAAUAUAGAACAUCUCACAGAUGCAACAUAACCAUAAUUUAUCAAACUCCUUAAUGAAAGACUAAUUAAAUUAACAGAUUAGAUUUUAGAUGAUAAUCUUUCAAUUCAAAAACCAAUCCCAAAUCUUAAAUCUUCAAGGUUGAUCUCCUAAUAAAUAUCAAGAUUAUAGAAAGUACGUGGUCAGAACCUAUCCAAUUCUUCCUUAGCUAAAUAGAAUGAUUUAACUGUUGCAACCCAAGGUCGAGAAAGUGUGACAAAUAAACCUAAUUCUAAUAUAGGUUUUAGAGCAACACCAACCUUAUCCUCAGAAAAGAAGAAUCAAUCCAAACCAAUUCAACAAAUAUUGAAAAUUGCAUAAUAAUAAAAGUAGUUAAAUAAUAAUAUCAAGUAAUUAAUAUUUGGUUAUCAUAGUAAUUCAUUCUAUAAAAGAACUGCAUAAGGUAAUAAUGGUUACUUAAACAGUAAUAAUUAUGCUGGUGAUAAAAAAAACAUUGAAAACAUCAAAAUUAAGACAGAAUAUGAUGAUUAAGAUGGAAAUUUAAAUUAAUUUUACAUACUUCCAAAAUCAAGGUACAUAUUAAUUUUAUAAUUCUCUCCUUUUAAGACCUAAAAAUAGAGAAUCCAAUACUAAAUUAAAAAAAUAAGAUAGUUCUUAAGGUCAUAAAAUGUUAAAUUAUACUAUAGACAGCCAUAUUUUAGAAUAAUUAAGAGGUACAAGGAAUGCUAAAAGUUAAAACAAAAAUUAUAAAAAUUGA